CCACAUCAUCUUUGUCGAGGUAAAGCAAUAUCCAACAGCUAAAGUGUUCAUUUCGAGCUCGUAUAUUACUCGUAUUAUUCUGCCAACUAAUUCCAACGAUAUGGGAAAUCAUCAUGGUGAGGGAGAUCACAACAAGGAAGAAAAGGAAACAAAAGAUGGUGGUAUGUUCGAUUUCAUGAAACAGAAAGAUGAACAAGACGAUGGAAAGAAAGAAGAGAAGCCAAGUCUUAUGGGAAAAGUACUCCAUCGUUCAAACAGCAACUCUAGCUCAUCUAGUGAUGAAGAAGAGAUAGGUGAAGAUGGUGUGAAGAGAAAGAAGAAGAAAGGGUUGAAGGAGAAAAUCAAAGAAAAGAUUGCUGGCCACAAAGAUGCAACGGAGCAUAAAGAUGCAUCGGUAUCAACCGAGAACCCAAAGGAAAAGAAAGGGUUUUUGGAGAAGAUAAAAGAGAAACUCCCUGUCCCUGGUCAGAAUAAGAAAGCCGAAGAAGACGGUGCCCAUUCUUCUGAAGGUGAGCCGAAGGAGAUAGGGAUCUUGGAGAAAAUCAAGGAGAAGAUUCCAGGGUGCCAUGGAAACAAGACUGAAGAAGAUCAUAAGGCUACCAAAAAUUGAAGUUAAAAACUUCACAAAUAAACUUGCAUGAGUGCUACCUGCAA
Messenger RNA from Hibiscus syriacus, 654 nucleotides. RefSeq names its product phosphoprotein ECPP44-like. Gene Ontology annotation, biological process: response to water. The coding region runs from base 101 to 610 and encodes 169 amino acids. The record is from RefSeq and is a predicted model, not a curated record. Gene Ontology annotation, cellular component: membrane. The transcript has 2 exons. Lineage: Eukaryota; Viridiplantae; Streptophyta; Magnoliopsida; Malvales; Malvaceae.